This is a messenger RNA of Hydractinia symbiolongicarpus, 1548 nucleotides long. RefSeq lists its product as uncharacterized. The coding region runs from base 1 to 1548 and encodes 515 amino acids. The transcript is spliced from 3 exons. The record is from RefSeq and is a predicted model, not a curated record. NCBI's taxonomy places the organism in Eukaryota, Metazoa, Cnidaria, Hydrozoa, Anthoathecata, Hydractiniidae.
AUGUCAAAAAUCAAAUGUUUUAACUGCCAAAGGCGACAUCACUUUUCUAUUUGUGCGCCAAAAAAGCAAUCUAAUGAUAAUGAAGAAAACGAUGAUAAGGAUAAUCCCGGAUCGACAUCAUGCUUCGCAGGCAGUAACUUAUCUAAAAGUGUUUUGUUGCAAACCGCUUAUAAUUCUCAAGAAACGCUUGAGAAGGUUACCCUGCGUUUAAAAACUUCUGAUAAUUCCGAAGUCGACAUAAGCUGCUUUGUAAAGGAUAUAUGCGCACCAGUUUCUUCUCAAAAUAUCGACGUUGCUAAACAAACAUUUUCUCACUUGCGAAAUUUACGGUUGGCAGAUAACAAUCCGAACAACCUUACUUUAGGUAUUGAUAUACUCAUUGGCGCUGAUUUUUAUUGGUCGUUUAUAGAAAAUGAAGUUGUUAGAGGAGAGCAAGGUCCAAUCGCGAUUAUACUGCAAAUCACUCUGUUUUAUUAUCUCAUGUUUUAUUUAUACAAAGUGAACUACGAAGUUCUUUCGGAUAAUUAUGCACUUUGUUUGAAUCGAUUUUUCCGUUUGAGAGAUAAGCUAGCUCAAGAUGAUUCUCUUUUAAGUAAUUACAACUCGAUACUAAAGGAACAACUCGAUAAGAAUAUCAUUGAAAAAAUUGGUACAGAACUUCCCUGGCAAAAAGCGCAUUAUUUACCCCAUCGUCCGGUUGUACGCGUGGACAAAACAACGACUAAAGUAAGGAUCGUAUUUGACGCUAGCGCUAGAACAUACGGGUCAUCUCUUAACGAAUGUCUUCAUCCAGGACCUACUUUGACUGAGCCGCUACUAGGAGUUUUAUUGCGUUUUCGAGCCGAAAGAAUUGCUUUUAUCGCCGACAUCGAAAAGGCCUUUCUAAAGAUUGAGUUAGACUCAGAAUUUCGCGAGUUCGUUAGAUUCAUUUAUUUUGAAGAUAUUGACAGUGUAACUCCGAGUAACAUCAUGGACGCUCAACUUUGCAGCUAUCGCAUUUGUCGUUUAGCUUUCGGAUUAACAUCGUCGCCGUUUUUAUUAUCGAGCACUCUGAUUAUUCACGCUCAUUCGUACGAUAAUUCUGACCCGGAUUUCGCUUCAUCGUUUUUGAAAUCGUUACACGUGGAUGAUUUAACUAGUGGUGCAGAUAACGAUAGUCAAGCUUAUAAAUUUUUCAACACAUGCAAAUCACGAUUGGCCGAGGCGUCAUUUCAUUUACGCAAAUUUGAAUCAAAUUCCGAAUCUUUAGAGUUUAUGGUUAACAAUCGACCAUCAUCCAAUCAUGUUACGAAAGUGUUAGGAUUGACCUGGCACAAAGAUACCGACAUUAUAAACCUCUCUAUGGAGGAGCUUUUAUCUUCAGUGUCCAGCAUACCAACCAAGAGAGAAUUAUCACGAUAUACAGCCUCGAUAUACGAUACAGUAGGCAUCAAUAAUCCAGUUAUAUCUAGGUCUUGUUUCAACGUGUUUGUUAAGCUAAACUUUCGUGGGAGGACAGGUUGUCGGCAGACUUGUUGGUUGAAUGGGAAGCCAUUAUUAAGGAUAUGA